Molecule: messenger RNA, 4066 nt
Organism: Tigriopus californicus
Lineage: Eukaryota; Metazoa; Arthropoda; Copepoda; Harpacticoida; Harpacticidae
Product: cilia- and flagella-associated protein 44-like
Exons: 17
Coding region: 1-3813 (1270 amino acids)
Molecular function (GO): protein binding
Source: RefSeq, a predicted model, not a curated record
AUGAGGAAAAUACACGAUUUUCAGCCUCAACAACAGGAAUCUGGGCUCUUGCCGAUUUCCAUCAUUUAUGCUCAGAGUUUGUCGAGUAGCAAUUUUCUCUUGAUUUUCUGCCAAAUUUCCCAAUAUCAGCAGGAACUUCACAUUUAUCAAUGCGAGGCUAAUGAAUCGGGUGGAACCGCAGCUUUGAAGGAGCUCAAAAAGCUUCUCGUUCCACAUCGAAAGAAAGAAAAUAGCCUUCGCCAGGAUUCACUCGAGGCGUCCAUCAAGAGUGUUACGUUAUGGCUAAAUGACCAGUAUCUAUUCCUCGGCUACGACGAUGGAGUUUUUCGAGCUUACAACCUUGGCCAUGGUGACCCUCUGGCGUGGAAUUUGGACAAUUUUUGGACUCUCUCUCUCUUCGAGCCCACGAAUGGUCGGAUCAACGGGAUUUUUCCCAUGGAAUUUGCACAAGGCCAUGUAUUGGCCAUUUGCGCUGACGACGGGGGUCUGAUGGUCAUGAGAUUAGAAUCUGAAUUCAAUGAGGCUAUUGAUGCCAUGAGAAGACGAGAGAAAAUCAAGCUGAGCCAACGGAACCCUCAAGAGAAACUGAGAAUCUCGUGGGGAGAGGCGGCCUUAACAUCCGGGAUAACCGAUGAAAAGGUCGUUUCCACAAAAAAGAUUCAAGACCUAGACGAUCCCAACCAUCCAUCUUUGGAACAAGAACGGCUUCAAGAUUUUCAAGAUAGCAAAUCCAGAUCCAUCGAAGAAAAGAAAAUCUUUAUUCAGCGGAACUUGGCCAAUCUGAAGAAUCAGUUCAAGGCACUUCUGGUCAGGAAUGAGCAAUUGCCGGAGCGGUUCCAGUUUCCGUUGAGUGAGUUCCAGUUGACUGAUUUUACUUACACGGAGAUUGAAGCCGAGAACCGCGCUGUUUUGGAUGAAAUUCGCGAACAGUCACUCAUGGAACAAGAAGGUAAUGAACGGAUUCUCCAGAGGAUUAAAACGGCAUUUCUUGAUGACAUUGCACAACCCAGACGAAUCGUAAAAGGAAUCAGGGAGAAUAUUGAGUUGAAAUCAUUUCGAAUCGUCAAGGAUGACAACAUCUCUCUGGAGACGGAUAUGUUCUCGAGAUUGGUCCAAGAUAGGUCCAAGGGGAAAUUGGACUCUAGAUCAACCACCUUAACCACUGAGGAUUAUCAACCCUCCUCAGUCUCAUCAGGCUCAACCGAUGAAAUGGAUGACGAUAACGACAGUGACGUGGAACUCAACUCUGAAGAGCAAGCUCUUAUACAAUGUUCCAACUCACCAACACAAUUAAUGGUCUCAAUGAACGCCUUCAACACUCUUAAGCAGCCAUUGGACCGCAAACUUUUGGAUGGAAGGAUCCUAAAAGCAUUACAGAGACAAGAGGAGAGACAAAACAAAAAGAAGGCCAGACUCAAGCAUUGGGAGGAAUUAUUAGCUCGUAAACCCUUGGAUGACCCAGACCAUCCUGACCAAGUCCAAGAAAUCAAGGAGGCCCAUCCAAACUUGGGCCAAUUUAUACGAAAGACCAGUCCAUUAUACGAAGAUGAGCACCCCGUCAAAGAGGAUGCACAAAGGAAGAGAAUCGUCACUUUACUGAUGAAGAUCCGGGAAAUCAAAGAGAACUUCAAUGCCCGCGUUGCAAAGAUAAAGGAGAGAAAAUCAAAGCUCAUCCAACAGUUCGAAACAUUGAAAGAGGAGUUGAUUGAAAUUCAAGAGAAAUUGGUGCCAAGGAGAAGACAGCCUUUUCCCCGAGUCCCACAACUGAGACACGAAGAGAUCGAAAGAGACCCUUUUCAGAUUGACGAGGUGGAAAUUUUGGCCAUCAAGGCCGAGCUUGUACGUGAUGAAGAAUCCAGGAUCGACCAAGGUGUUCAAAACUCGACAACCUCGUCCAAGGGUGGUUCCAAGUCCAAGCUCGAGCGUCGAGGAUCCAUCCUACCAUUAGGAGGGAUUGGCGCGAUUUCUAGUGCCAAAUCAUUAGCUAAGCUGGUUUCGGAAAAGGAAGUGAAAAUGUCAAGCUUGACAGAGAUGGCUCAAGACGACAUUCGCGAAGAUGACGAAGAGGGUGAUGAAAAUUGUCAGGAUCUCUCUUGGAACAUGUCAAAAGAGGAAGAGGAGAUUCAAUACAUUUUGGAACAGAGAUGGGUUUUCCAUCAGGACCAACUGAUCGCCAAGAUGAAUUCCCUGAUUGAUCGAUUUGACGAGGAGCUCCUUGAAUUAAUUUCUUCCAAGAAGAAGAUUGAUGUUCAAGUGAAAUAUGCGGAAAUUGUGGCCAUCUCAAUGUAUGAGGAACUUCAAAUAAUCACAUCUUCCGAGAAAGAGGAAAAUACAUUACUCGAAAACGUGGAAAAAGUCCAGAAGGCAUUGGAUUUGAAUGCUGCCAAAAUCAACUCCAAAGAACUUGAAUUGGAUCAGAUCCGACAAAACCUCGACAAAUAUGUGGAACUGCUGAAGCUUAUCUACGACAAAGUUACUUACGAGCUCUCCGACAAUCGUCACGUGGAGCACUUGACCAAAUUGUUCCACGUCAAGGCCAAAUAUCUCAAGCUCCCCAAAGACAAAGAUGAGCGCUAUCUUUGUCCCAACUCGAAUGAAGAAGUGGAAAUGAUCAAACCCGAUCUGUUUAGAGAGGAGUCAAUUACCGAGGACCAAACUCAUCCUCAUAACUUGGACCCCAAGGCUUUGGAGUUUGUUCUGGACAUGAGAAGGCGUAGGGAUUUGGUUGAAUCGGCCAUCAGAAGCCAAGAGAAAGUCAUGAAAAAGAUGGAGACAACCUUAUCGAGGUUGCAAUCGAGGCAGAAUUACAAGAACACCAUGUUCCAAGAGGGCAAAUCUACACUUCACUCAUUCCGGACUCGUAAGCAAGCCCAAAUCAACCAACUGAAGGUGGUCGUGGGAUUGAGAAAAAGCCAAUUGAUUCUUCCCCAAGAUGAGUACGAUCAAGCCAACUCACCCUCAGCUGUCAUGGUCUCAGGCCCUGCGGAUCAUCCCUCCGGCAACCCUGAGGAAAAAAGCGAUGCUUUACUGGUGUAUCCAUGGCAACAUUGGCAACAGCUUCAAUCUAAGAGUGAGGAGCUCAAAUUGGAACGAGGCUCCUUUAAAAAGAAAUUCAAGGAGGAAAAGCAGGAGUACCUCAACCUUCAAGAGGAAUGCAAAACCUUGGCCAAGCAAAUCCAAUUAUUGAACACUCAGUGCUCGGCAGAAAUGGCCAAGAGAUUUGGAACCGGGAUCUCCAUGGAGGAUAUUGAAGAGUUUUCAACCAAUCGCACAUUGGAGGAGAUGCGAGAAGGUGCCAAGAGACAAGAAUGGGGACGAUAUCGAGAAAUUGAACAAGAACAGGAGCAGAUAAAACGAGACAAGCAAGCGCUAACGGAGGCCAUCCGGAAUAAUACCAAAUUAGUGGAGAAGAAGACUCAAUUACUGAGGGAACGGACCGAAUUAGAGACCCUGAAAGUUUCUAAUGAGCAGACGCUGUCCAAGGAAUUGAAGUUGGAGCAAAAAGAGGCUGAAGCUUCCGAAGAGUUACGGGAUCUUCUUAAGCUCUAUCAUUCACAGCAAAAUGAAUUGGGCGAGAUGCAUCAGAAGUUGGCCCAAUUUAUGACCAAGGGUGUCCAUGUUUCUCGAAUCCCAUUGUCCCCACCUGAUCCAGCGACCAAGAAGAAUAUUAUUGCCACUGCCAAAGUGAAAUUGAACCGACAAGGCUCUUCCACCUCAUCUAGUGGAGAAACUGAUCAAGACCAUGAUUUAUGGGACCCGGACCAAGGGUCUCCCGCUUCUGCUGUUUCCAUUGUGGUGGAAAAAGUGGAUUAAACAUAAAUUGUUCCACUCAGACGUUGACAAUGCAUUGACAUUGAAUCAAUAAAGGUUUUCCAUUGCUCCAAUGCUGAAACGUAUAUGAAUGAACGGGUCUCAGUCUGAGGUUUAAAACGGAAUGGUAUAAACGAACAGUGGUUCUCUUUGCACAAUGGUUAAGGCUAUCUUUCGUUAGCGCAUAAUCUCAAAAUGUAUUUCAUCGAAAGCAAAUCUAAGAUAAAAUGGAAUUCAUUAAGUCUUAAACAAUGGG